GGGAGACCUUUUAUCUCUUAUGAUUUAUAAAAUAUUAACAUAAGAUAUUUUGUAAAAAUGUCUUAUUACAAUUCUUUUAUCUAGAGGAUCAGGAAUCGUUUUUUUUAUUCAUUAACCUAAACAAUAUAUUUUGGAGUGCAGUUAAAAUACGAUAGUUCAGCAGUUCAUUUUCUUAUCAACAACUCUACACAUAAUGCGUAUUUUCUAGACAUUAUCGAUUUCACUUUCAGUAGAUUUUGAACACUGAAUAAAAACACUUUUGGCAAUGCGAGUAAUUUGUCUGUGUCUUUUGUUUUUAAUCGCAAUUGUAGUAAAUGUGUCAGCUUAUAUGUCCUGUAAAGAUGAAGACAACGAUUAUGUCGAUUGGUGGUUCAUGUAUCUGCAGGAUGAUGAAAAAUACAUCUAUGUGACCAGCGAAAAUUACAACAAGUGGCAAAUGUCGAAUGAAACAUUGAUGAGCAAUCGAUCACUGCUAUCCAGAGCAAGCAAUUUCAAUUUUCUUAUAGGUCUUGCUUCAUACAACGAUGUUUUUACCAAUGGCACCAUAUUCGAUUGGGGUGGAGCUUCUAGGGGAUGGAUAGCCGCAUCUCCAUACUCGGGAAUUUGGAUGAUAUACUCCAUUCCCCUCGAUGAUAAUCAGAAGUAUGGCAACAAUUUUCUUUGCCUAUCACUCGAUGAAAAGGGCGUGGAAAAAGCGGCUGAACUUUUGGUUCUCUCUGAGCCGCACUUUAACUUGACACGCCAAUCCAAAAAUCUCGUCAAUAUUCUUCCACUUCUUUAUAAUGCCAUCAAUCCCAAUACAUUCACGACUGGCGACCUUGAGCUAGAUGUUGAGCUAAGCACCUUGAAAGGAAGAAAGUUUCGGUUCUUUGGCAAACAUCCUUCAAUCUACAAGGAGUUAUAUGCCGACAUUGUCGCCCCGGCGCUCGGAGUUAAUCUCUUUGUGCGAACCGAUCUUAAUAGCAGUUUAGACAGCCAAAAUUUACCGAACAAAUGUAAAGACAACAAGAUCUACAACAUAAAGGAAGUUGUCGGCCCUCAAGGUAGAUCGAUAUCUGCAUUAACAGAUCACUCCAAGUGGGCCGUAUCCCAAAAGAAUUCUGGCAGUGAUUGGAUCUGCAUCGGGGAUCUCAAUCGCCAUCAAUCGCAUCUAAGUCGCGGGGGCGCCGCCAUCUGUCUCGAGGAUUUGGUUGUAAGCGAAAGAUACCGCGAAUUGAUUUCUACGUAUGAAGAGUGUGAAUAACCAAAUGCGUAAUGUCGACUACGACACCUUGUAUGUAUUUGUUUACAACUAUCAACGUGAAUUUAAAUUUAUAUUUGUCAAUUCUAUUACUUAUAAAUUUGUAUUGAUAUUAUUUCUUUCAAUUAUCGAGUUGUAAAUUUAAAUGCUUUCUUCUAAAGUAGAUUUAUAUUAACAAAAUAAAU
This is a messenger RNA of Drosophila sulfurigaster albostrigata, 1425 nucleotides long. Its product is annotated as plancitoxin-1-like. Gene Ontology annotation, biological process: apoptotic DNA fragmentation. The transcript is spliced from 2 exons. The record is from RefSeq and is a predicted model, not a curated record. Bases 266 to 1243 code for a protein of 325 amino acids. Gene Ontology annotation, molecular function: deoxyribonuclease II activity. Lineage: Eukaryota; Metazoa; Arthropoda; Insecta; Diptera; Drosophilidae.